Molecule: messenger RNA, 1114 nt
Organism: Grammomys surdaster
Lineage: Eukaryota; Metazoa; Chordata; Mammalia; Rodentia; Muridae
Gene: Msrb2
Product: methionine sulfoxide reductase B2
Exons: 5
Coding region: 1-531 (176 amino acids)
Biological process (GO): response to oxidative stress; protein repair
Cellular component (GO): cytoplasm
Molecular function (GO): peptide-methionine (R)-S-oxide reductase activity
Source: RefSeq, a predicted model, not a curated record
AUGGCGCGUCUGCUGCGGCGAGCACUGCGGGGUCUGCUUUUGCUGGAGGCGCCCGGGCGGCUCGCUCGGGGUUGCGCGGGAUCGGGACGCGGGGACACAGGGUCUGUGACAAAGUCCAAGUGCUCUCUGAGCGAGGCAGACUGGCAGAGGAAACUGACCCCUGAGCAGUUCUACGUCACCAGAGAGAAAGGAACUGAAGCGCCUUUCAGUGGAAUGUAUUUGAACAACAAGGAGACAGGGAUGUACCAUUGUGUGUGCUGUGAUAGCCCACUCUUCAGUUCUGAGAAGAAGUACUGUUCUGGCACUGGCUGGCCUUCAUUUUCUGAGGCUCAUGGCACAAAAGGCUCAGAUGAAAGUCACACAGGGAUCCUGAGAUGCCUGGACACUUCCUUAGGAUGUCCUCGCAUGGAGGUGGUCUGCAAGCAGUGUGAAGCCCACCUUGGCCAUGUGUUUCCUGAUGGACCUGAGCCCACUGGCCAAAGGUUUUGCAUCAACAGUGUGGCCCUGAAGUUCAAACCAAGCAAGCCCUGACUGUCUGCAGAAGGCCUGUGCUUUGCCGCUCCUCGUGAAGCCUUGGUUCUGUAUCUCAGAUGGAUGCAUUGCUUUGUUUGCUGAAAGUUUAGGUGAAGGUUGUUACUGGCCACAGGGGAAUCACAGCUUCCUAGUCACCUGAAAACAACUCAACCUGACUUCCACUUGGGCCAUGGGCUUUCAACUGGCUGCCAAGGCUUUGGGUGAGACCACAGGGUGGGACCCAGGAAGAACUUCCACAGGCUCACGGGCUGAUGAGGGUUCCCAAAACUCCUGAAGGGAACCUGAGUUAGCAUCUCAGUUGAGGGCUCAGGGGGAAGAGAACAGAAGAGAUAGGAUGGACCCGGUGAGAGACCCCAGUGAAGAAGAGGAGGACGGGAGUGGCCGACCAUGGGGAACACACACCGUGGUGGAUGAGACUUGUAGUUUCUUAUCCAAAGCUUCACUGACUCAACCUUAAACUCACAAGUGGGGUCCACGUGAAUUGAGUCAAUUUUAGCGACUACGAAUAAUGUUCUCCCUCUGUUCUUUGUUACGGCAGUAUAAACUUCAAAUAUUCAAAUGAAAUAUUGAGAUCAAUGUU